AUGGUCCGCUUACCGCUGCCACAGAGGCUCAGCUCGCACUUAUCAGUUAGAAGCUCGAGCUCGACGCCUGGACAGAGCAGAAGUACGAGUCCGAUGCGCUCCGUGGAAAGCAAGCCUCUCCUCAUCAAAGUGUCCGUGAUUAAGGGACGAAAUCUUGCGGCCAAAGAUCGAGGUGGGACAAGUGAUCCGUAUCUAGUGGUGACAUUAGGAGACGCGAGGCAAUCAACACCAACGAUAACGAAGACCCUUAACCCGGAAUGGAACGUGUCGUUCGAGAUGCCCGUGGUGGGGGUGCCCCUGUUGGAAUGUAUCUGCUGGGAUCAUGACCGGUUUGGCAAGGACUAUCUGGGCGAGUUCGACAUCGCAUUGGAGGACAUUUUUGAGGAGGGGCAAAUUAGCCAAGAGCCCAAAUGGUACACCCUCAAAUCGAAACGACUAUCGCAACGCUCGAAUCGAAAGAAGAAGAAGAAGGACAGCGAUGUCUCGGGAGAAAUUCUCUUGCAAUUUUCGCUCGUCGACUCUGCGAAUCCUACUGCAGCACCCUCGGACACAUAUCGCAAAUUUAGAGGCCUGGUGUGUACUGGCGAGGAGGAUGAUCAGCUUGACCAGAUUCCGACUACCGAGGACCUGGACGAUUUGGACGAACAGGAGACUUCCGAUGAGACGGAUGAUUUAACGAAGCCGGAGAUUGUUGAGAAGCGCCGACGGCGCCUCCGCUUGGCACGUUUGAGACGCAAUUCCUUGGCUGCCAGGGCGUAUCAAUUCUCGGGCUCUGGAAGUGGCGUUCAAGGUAUUGUAUUUAUAGAAAUAAUACGGGUGACUGACCUUCCUCCGGAACGGAAUGUAACGCGAACGUCAUUUGACAUGGACCCCUUCGUCGUCACAUCUCUGGGGAGAAAGACGCUCAGAACACCCGUUGUGCGCCACAACCUGAACCCUAUCUACAACGAAAAGAUGGUUUUCCAAGUUAUGAAACAUGAACAGACAUACACCAUCAGUUUUACCGUGAUGGAUCGAGACAAGUUCUCAGGCAAUGACUUUGUCGCCUCUGCCAAUUUCCCUCUGCAGAAACUCAUCCAGUCGGCCCCAGAGGCAGAUCCUGAGUCUGGUUUGUAUCAUUUUGUUGAGACUGACGAGCCAAGCCCCUUGCCCAAAAGUACUUCUGGGUUCGCCGUCAGCCCGUCACCAUCUUCUAAGAGUCUCUCCAAGAUGGGCCGACCUACAUUGAAGACAGAUGAGGAAGGCUUCCGGCCCUACCUGAUUCCCCUGACCCUCAAGAACCGAGACAGAUGGGAAGACAAGCAUUCCCCCGAGCUGCACGUGAGAGCAAAGUAUCUACCAUAUAGCGCACUCCGACAGCAGUUCUGGAGACUGAUGCUGAAGCAAUAUGACGCGGAUGACAGCGGCCGCAUUGAUAAGGUUGAGAUGACCACGAUGCUUGAUACCCUUGGAUCCACUUUAAAGGAGUCGACCAUCGAUAACUUUUUCCACCGAUUCGGGGCUGAGAACGAGCCCAGCGACACUGCCGACUUGACUUUUGAUCAGGCUGUCAUCUGUCUGGAAGACACCCUGCGGAUCCUGCAAAAACGGAAUUCCGUCUUACCACCCCUUCCCGGAAGACCUGGUCUUACAUCGUCUGUCGGAAGCCAAGAAAGUGAGGAGCCAUCCAGCAGCAGCGAUGAGCUCGCUUUAGAUUCCAGCACCGUCUUGCCAUUAAAUACUGACCCGCACGACACAGCUGUUCCAACGGUAUCCAGCGACGAACAGCCCAGCUCGAACGAUGACGAACUACGGCCCGAUGACCUCGGAGAUGAAAGAGGAGAAGAACAUGUUGUAGAAAUCCGGGAAUGCCCCCUGUGUCACCAGCCUCGCCUUGGAAAACGAUCAGAUGCGGAUAUCAUCACUCACAUUGCCACUUGUGCCAGCCAUGACUGGCGCCAGGUCGACAAUCUCGUUAUGGGCGGCUUUGUGACAUCCAGUCAAGCCCAGCGGAAAUGGUAUUCUAAGGUCAUUACCAAGAUCUCCUACGGCGGAUACAAGCUCGGGGCCAACUCCGCCAAUAUUCUUGUCCAGGACCGGAUCACAGGCCAAAUCAACGAGGAGCGCAUGAGUGUUUAUGUACGUCUCGGAAUCCGCUUGCUCUACAAGGGCCUCAAGAGUAGGGACAUGGAGAAAAAGAGGAUUCGCCGUGUUCUGCGCUCCCUCAGUAUCAAACAAGGUCGGAAAUACGACGAUCCGGCGUCGACCAGUCAGAUCCGGGACUUCAUCAAUUUCCAUCAAUUGGACAUGUCAGAGGUCCUCCUGCCUAUAGAGGAGUUCCGCAACUUCAACGAGUUCUUCUACCGCGCAUUGAAACCGGGUGCUCGCCCAUGCUCUGCUCCUAAUGAACCUAGAAUAGUUGUGUCCCCUGCCGACUGCCGCUCCGUGGUCUUCGACCGAAUGGAUGAAGCGACCAGCAUCUGGGUGAAGGGCCGAGAAUUCUCAGUCGAAAGAUUGCUAGGCGAUGCCUAUCCUGAGGACGCGGAUCGGUACCGCAACGGCGCACUCGGUGUAUUCCGCCUAGCUCCUCAGGAUUACCACCGAUUCCACGUUCCUGUGGACGGAGUCAUGGGAGAGCCCAAGACCAUUGAGGGCGAGUAUUAUACAGUGAAUCCGAUGGCUAUCCGCUCUGCACUGGACGUUUAUGGUGAAAAUGUACGAGUUUUGGUUCCAAUUGACUCGGUUGCGCAUGGCCGCGUCAUGGUCGUCUGUGUGGGAGCCAUGAUGGUUGGUAGCACGGUGAUCACUCGCAAGGCGGGCGAAAAGGUCAGCCGAGCGGAAGAGCUUGGGUACUUUAAGUUUGGUGGCAGUACACUCCUUGUCUUGUUUGAGGAGGGAGUGAUCAAUUUUGACAAAGACCUUGUGGAUAACUCCAAAGGUCCCUUGGAGACCUUGAUCCGAGUAGGCAUGUCUGUUGGCCAUAGUCCCAACAUGUCUCCCCAUGAGCCGGAUAUGCCGAAGAAGGCAGAGAACGUCACUGAGGAAGAAAUGCAAGAGGCCAAGCGGCGCAUCGAAGGUAGCCUGGCGCCUCAGAGCGGUCGGGCCACCUUCAGCGCCGUCCCUUAA
Penicillium maclennaniae is the source of this 3105-nucleotide messenger RNA. RefSeq names its product putative phosphatidylserine decarboxylase Psd2. Lineage: Eukaryota; Fungi; Ascomycota; Eurotiomycetes; Eurotiales; Aspergillaceae. Gene Ontology annotation, biological process: phospholipid biosynthetic process. The record is from RefSeq and is a predicted model, not a curated record. Bases 1 to 3105 code for a protein of 1034 amino acids. The transcript has 8 exons. Gene Ontology annotation, molecular function: calcium ion binding; phosphatidylserine decarboxylase activity.